UUUUUCCUUUUCUUUCUACUCUUAACUCCACAGCAGACAGGUCGUUACCAGUUUCACUCUUUAGCAGCUCGCACUCUUUCGUUGUUUAUUGUACAGAUGAAAAGUUUUUCAAGGUGGUUCUCUUCUUGUUCUUUGAUUGUUUCCGAAUGGCUUGUGAUUUCGACUAAAUGUUUCUCAAGGUGCAGAUGCCCUGGAAUGUCAUAAUUCCUGCUGACAGCUUGGAUGCCAAAGGCUUGAUGCUCAAAAAGGCAAUAGUGAUCCGCCUUAUGGAUGAAUUUGCUUGCAAGAAGGCCACCAAGGAUCGCGGAUAUUUCAUGGCUGUAACAACCCUAGAGAGCAUUGGCGAGGGCAGAGUUAGACAGAACACAGGGGAUGUGCUUUUCCCUGUUGUCUUCAGCGGAAUUACAUUCAAGAUGUACAGAGGAGAGAUUCUGCAAGGGGUUGUACAUAAGAUACUAAAACAUGGAGUGUUUUUGAGGUGUGGACCAGUCCAAAACAUAUAUUUGUCUCACAUAAAAAUGCCUGACUACCACUAUGUGCCCGGGGAGAAUGGUAUAUUUAUGAACGACAAACACUCAAAGAUUGAUAAAGAUGUGAUCGUUAGAUUUAUUGUGAUUGGGACCAAAUGGAUGGAGGCCGAGAGGGAAUUUCAGGCGUUGGUGAGUUUGGAAGGUGACUACUUAGGACCAGUUUCCUGAAUAUAUGACUUUGGUCAACCUAUGUACGUAUUAGGAACAUGUGGUUUUUGCGACUAGGGCUAACUUAUGAUGUUAACUUGGUUUUAUAGCUUUUGUAAAACUCCUCGCUUAUAGGUGAUGGAAGUGAUGGUAUAUUUGCAAUAUUCAUAAAUUUAGUGUUCCAUUGUUCAGCCUCCUUCCUAAUACCUUGGAUCAAUGGUUGAAGGAUCGUGUCUGUGUCAAAACUUUUCUUCACUAGCUUCGCAUAUAAGAGGAGCUCUGUAAUUGUGAAGUGUGUUGCAAGGUAUUGCAAUUGUGCAGUUAGCAGCCUGUUGAAUUA
Molecule: messenger RNA, 1017 nt
Organism: Gossypium raimondii (Peruvian cotton)
Lineage: Eukaryota; Viridiplantae; Streptophyta; Magnoliopsida; Malvales; Malvaceae
Product: DNA-directed RNA polymerase V subunit 7
Exons: 3
Coding region: 168-698 (176 amino acids)
Biological process (GO): DNA-templated transcription initiation
Molecular function (GO): single-stranded RNA binding; single-stranded DNA binding
Source: RefSeq, a predicted model, not a curated record